AUGUUAAGACCUUAAAAGUCCGGUUUAUCGUUGUCUCUACCAGGAGGUGUUUAAGUGAUCCAGUGGAAGCCCUCCUAAAGCAACACCAGACGGCCUGGAAGUGUGAGGAAAGCCCAGCAACACACAGCCAUGUUGGAGGAGGACAUGGAAGUGGCCAUCAAGGUGGUGGUGGUGGGCAACGGUGCGGUGGGGAAGUCCAGCAUGAUCCAGCGCUACUGCAAGGGCAUCUUCACCAAGGACUACAAGAAGACCAUCGGUGUUGACUUCCUGGAGAGACAGCUACUGUAAGGAGAUUUCCCAUCGUUAGUGUGUCUUACAUAGCCUAUACACUAUUCAAAUAGUAUCAUGAACCUCCCGAGUGGCGAAGUGGUCUAGCUGUGCCACUAGAGAUCCUGGUUCGAAUCCAGGCUCUGUCGUGGCCGGCCGCGACCGGGAGACCCAUGGGGCGGCGCACAAUUGGCCCAGCGUCGUCCAGGGUAGGGGAGGGAAUGGCCGGCAGGGAUGUAGCUCAGUUGGUAGUUCGAUUCCCCCGGGGGGUAUGAAAAAUAAAAAAAGAAUGUGUGCACUCACUAACUGUAAGUCGCUCUGGAUAAGAGCGUCUGCUAAAUGACUCAAAUGUAAAUGUAAUGAACUUUUGUUGAAUAUGAAAUAAUACAUGUGGUUUUUGAAACUUACGUUUUAACCUGAGCACUUCUGCGUGAGGGAGAGGCUGGCGCUCGAUUGCUGCAGAGGGACCAAUGUGUGUGAGAUGGGAGGAGCAGACAGAGGGGUACCUAGUCAGUUGUACAACUGAAUGCAUUCAACUGAAAUGUGUCCAACGCGGGGGGCUGCCUUAAUCAACUUCCACGUCAUCGUGCCCGGGGAACAGUGGGUUAACUGCCUUGCUCAGGGGCAGAAAGACACAUUUUUACCUUGUCACCUCAGGGAUUCGAUCCAGCAACCAUUCCCAACGCUCCUACCCGCCAGGCUACCUGCCGCCCCAAAGGAUAGAGAGAUGUAGUAGCCACUAGUCAAGGCCACUCGGCUACAGACACCAUGUUAUUUAUCAUCCCAUAUAACAGUGCCUGUGUUGACUGGAGUAGCCUAGAGCAGGGGUUCUCAAACCUUCUGGUGCCGGGGACUCCUUUUGGGAUUGCAAAUUAAUCAGGGACCGCCUCAUAAUCUGUACACAACUCGAGUGAGAAUAAAAAAUAGCAUACAAGUUGUUUUACUAUGUCUUGGGCAGUGCAUGGCUGGACAAACCUCUUGGCAUCGGAGAGAACAUUUAGCAGUUUUCAAGCUAAUUUCCUGUAAUUCUACAUAUUUUGAGAUGUUUUGUUGUUGCAGCUUUAACACGAAUAUCCUGCAAUUCUACACAUUUUUCCACGAGGCAGAAAGAAAACGUUCCUGUUUCAAAGCUGAAAUUACAGUGCAUUUAUGUAACAAAUAAAUAAAUACAUAUUGAGUUGAAAAAUGAAUAAUUGGUGGAGUACGCUGGUUACCAAUAUCCCUGUGAGCCUCUCAGGCCCAUGUUGCCCAGGGUUAGGAACAUAAAUUGUAGAUUAAUAAUAUUACAUUUUAUUGUGUUACACACUCUAAAUUUAUUUCAUGGAUUCCUUGGCCAAAAUGUGUUUAACCUGUUGUUAAUAGUACUCAUGGGGGGAGGGAUCAUUUUUUAAAAUAUAUAUUUUGAGAUCUGGCUACAGAUCUCCUGCAGUACCACCGCGGACCCCCAUGCGCGACCCAAGUCAUAGUAAAACAACUUGUAUGCUAUUUUUGAGAAACCCUGGCCUAGAUAAGCCAGCUAAGCUAGCCAGCUAUAGCUAGCUAGGCUAAUUAAGGCUACAUUCUGCGCUUUCUCCCCAACCCCAUUCAGAUAAAACAACAGCCUACCUGUUGGUUGCUCAUUGUAGCCUACUCCUUCUAAUUUCACUAACUUUUAAUUCCGUAAUUUUAUUCCAUCUUGCACUGCAUUAGUGAACUCUCACUCCACUUGCUCCACAUUGAGCGUCUUUGCUGUUUUGAUUGGCCAACAUAAACAACAAACUACACACGUGAAGGCUACCGGUCGGCUACCGUUUAAAAAAAAAAAUACAUUGAAAAGUUUGUUUUAUUAAAUUAAUAAUUUGAAAUGUCAUAGUAUGUCUGUCCUUGUAUGUAACAAUGUCACAUGGAUAUUUUAAUUUAAUUUAUUCGCUAAAAUGAAUACUCACAAGUAUUCAAAUACUAACGUCCGUUCGGAUAUUCAAAUAACUGUGCACAUCCCUAAUAUACAUACAGUAUGUAUAUUAAGAUGCAUAAAAAUACACAGUACAUCUCUUACAGAUAUGCAGUACAAUCCGACGAGGUGCAUACAAUAGCAGCCAUACCAAGAGAUCUGGGGGACCGUACUGUCCUGAGUGACCACUAAAAUAAAAAUGAAGUGGGAAGUUUACAUACACCUUAGCCAAAUACAUUUAAACUCAGUUUUUCACAAUUCCUGACAUUUAAUCCUAGUAAAAAUUCUGUUUUAGGUCAGUUAGGAUCACCACUUUAUUUUAAGAAUGUGAAAUGUCAGAAUAAUAGUAGAGAGAAUUAUUUAUUUCAGCUUUUAUUUAUUUCAUCACAUUCCCAGUGGGUCAGAAGUUUUCAUACACUCAAUAAGUAUUUGGUAGCAUUGGCUACAAAUUGUUUAACUUGGGUCAAACGUUUCGGGUAGCCUUCCACAAGCUUCCCACAAUAAGUUGGGUGAAUUUUGGCCCAUUCCUCCUGACAGAGCUGGUGUAACUGAGUCAGGUUUGUAGGCCUCCUUGCUCGCACACACUUUUUCAUUUCUGCCCACAAAUGUUCUAUAGGAUUGAGGUCAGGGGUUUGUGAUGGCCACUCUAAUACCUUGACUUUGUUGUCCUUAAGCCAUUUUGCCACAACUUUGGAAGUAUGCUUUGGUCAUUGUCCAUUUGGAAGACCCAUUUGCGACUAAGCUUUAACUUCCUGACUGAUGUCUUGAUGUUGCUUCAAUAUAUCCACAUAAUUUUCCUUCCUCAUGAUGCCAUCUAUUUUGUGAAGUGCACCAGUCCCUCCUACAGCAAAGCACCCCCACAGCAUGAUGCUGCCACCCCCGUGCUUCACGGUUGGGAUGGUGUUCUUCUGCUUGCAAGCAACCCCCUUUUUCCUCCAAACAUAACGAUGGUCAUUAUGGCCAAACAGUUCUAUUUUUGUUUCAUCCUUGCUGAGCGGCCUUUCAGGUUAUGUCGAUAUAAGACUUGUGUUACUGUGGAUAUAGAUACCUUUGUACCUGUUUCCUCCAGCAUCUUCACAAGGUCCUUUGCUGUUGUUCUGGGAUUGAUUUGCACUUUUCGCACCAAAGUACAUUCAUCUCUAGGAGACAGAACGUGUCUCCUUCCUGAGCGGUAUGAUGGCUGCGUGGUCCCAUGGUGUUUAUACUUGCGUAUUGUUUGUACAGAUGAACGUGGUACCUUCAGGCGUUUGGAAAUUGCUCCCAAGGAUGAACCAGACUUGUGGAGGUCUACAAUUAUUUUUCUGAGGUCUUGGCUGAUUUCUUUUGAUUUCCCCAUGAUGUCAAGCAAAGAGGGACUGAGUUUGAAGGUAGGCCUUGAAAUACAUCCACAGGUACACCUCCAAUUGACUCAAAUGAUGUCAAUUAGCCUAUCAGAAGCUUCUAAAGCCAUGACAUCAUUUUCUGGAAUUUUCCAAGCUGUUUAAAGGCACAGUCAACUUAGUGUAUGUAAACUUCUGACCCACUGGAAUUGUGAUACAGUGAAAUAAUCUGUCUGUAAACAGUUGUUGGAAAAAUUACUUGUGCCAUGCACAAAUUAGAUGUCCAAACCGACUUGCCAAAACUAUAAUUUGUUAACAAGAAAUGUGUGGAGUGGUUGAAAAACGAGUUUUAAUGACUCCAACCUAAGUGUAUGUAAACUUCCGACUUCAACUGUACAUGCAUUUUGGCUGCACAGACGAUCUCUUUAUUCUCUUAACACGUUGUUUUAUAAGAGAUACCUGGCAUCUAUGUCUAACUGAAACUGUUAGUUAACUGUGUUUUGGCCCUAGAGAGUCCUUAAGGAUUUGGCCCAAAAGCACAGAUUUUCUUUAUUUUUCCAGUAAGUCUAUUUUCUUGUUUUUAUGCUUAACAAAUGUGAGGCAAACCCAUAACUCCAAUGUAAAGUGUCAAGCGGUAUUUCAUUCAGAUAGUUGUUUAUUAAUAUGGCGUGACAAUGGCUUCGGUCACAGAUAAUGGACAUGCAGUGCCCAGAUGUACGCGGAAGCAUGGAUAUUCUCAGGAAAUUCUCAGAGAAACCCUGAAAACAUUGAAACUCUAACUGCAUUGAAUAAAACAAUUGUCAGAUGGAGGUGCGCUCACUGAAGGCUUGAAGCAUUGUUUUUAUAAAACAAUAAAGUUGUGGAGGACAGUCUUCUGAGCGUCAAUCUCGCCUAUAACAUAUAGCGCAGAACUGUUGAAUGAAUAGUUUGAUAUGACAGUCAAGUAGAAAUGUAUACAUUUGAUACUGCUCUGUCUAUACAUUGAGAAACUCACAAUACCAUGUAUUGAAACCCCCUUUUUUUCCACAGAGUGAAUGAUGAAGAUGUGAGAUUGAUGUUGUGGGACACGGCAGGGCAGGAAGAGUUUGACGCCAUCACCAAGGCCUACUACCGCGGUAAGACUCCUCCCUCCCAGGGAAGGACAUGAACCUCCUCCACUGGGUCUGCCAGAAAGACAGCCUUUCACUUUUCAACAGGUCAUUUUUCAGUAUGGAUUCAGCUGUGAAACUGCACCAAGAUGACCUCACAGGGAACGAUUCAACUAGCAUGUCCAUAUUGUAUUUCUGUUAUUGUAUGUCCCAGGCAGCUACACCCUCUCCUAACACAAGACAUGCAAACUGGAGUGUAUGGAAUUUCAACAAUACAAAUAAUACGUAAAAAAAAAAAACAUUACAAAAUCAGUUAUUUGAUUUGAAAGCUUCUUCUUAUGUACAAACAAAUAACUGAGGAUCCAGCAUUUCUUAGCAUUGUGGUGACAGCUGCCAUGCUGCCCCGUGUACGUUUAGGUUGAUUAGAUCCCCAUUAGCUGUUGCACAUGCAGCAGCUACUCUUCCUGGGGUCCACACAAAACAUUAAAUAGCCUACAUUACAGAGUACAGAACAGUUGUUGACAAGAACAACAUAAGAUAAUAUUUAAAAUAAAGUAAGAAUGAUCUAUUGUCAAGACAUACUAUUUACACACUAUUCAUAUAAUUAUGUACAGUUAAAUUAGAUCUUUUAGAAAGUGGAAAGGGGCUGUGAUACGGUAUGUUUUUUGUAAUAUAUAUAUAUAUUUUUUUUAAAGCUAAACUUGCUUUUUUUUGUCUGAGUAACCUCUGGUGGCAGAGCAUUCCACAAUGACAUGGCUGUAUACAUUACUGAGCCAUGCAUGAUGUGCUCCAGGUGCCCAGGCGUGUGUACUGGUCUUCUCCACCACUGACAGGGGGUCGUUUGAGGCCAUCAGCAGCUGGUGGGAGAAGGUGGAGAUAGAGGUGGGAAACAUCCCCACUGUCCUGGUGCAGAACAAGAUUGACCUUCUGGAUGACACGGUGAUCAAAAAGUAACACUUCCAUAGGUUCAUUUGCCUUCUUGAACUUGGCCUGUUGUGAUAUAUCGAUAAAUAAAUGGACAUUUCUAGAUGCAUGGCUUGGAUAACAGACAUCUUGAUUAGACAUGAUCAAGCAUGGCAGAAUUGACCAGUAACCCUUUCUCUUUUCCUCCUGGUACUGUAGUGAGGAGGCAGAAGGUCUGGCCAAGAAGCUCAAGUUGAGGUUUUACCGAACCUCCGUAAAGGAGGACCUCAAUGUCAAUGAAGGUGAGUCAAAGAAAACGUGUACAACUGACCAGGUAAAUAACUGUUAUGUUAGGAAGAAUGCAAUGGGAAUCAUAAAAAAAUGACAUUUCUUCUUUUCAGUUUUCAAAUACCUAGCAGAUAAGUAUCUGCAGCGACUGAAGCGGCAAACAGCAGAGGAGCCCGAGGUAGUCCAUACAACUAGCAAUAAAAUUGGUAAGCAUCCUGAUAACCAUGUCAAGUCUCCAGUCAGUACAGACCUCUGGCACUGGAAUGGACAGUGCCACAGAGAGAUUUGUCUUGUUCUGCAAAGAUAGUUUGCAUUUAGGAUCUUCCCCCUCUCAUUUUAUCUUUACUAUACAUUGUCAAUUACAUUUGGUAACAUGACAACAUUCAUGAAAAAUGUGGGGUUCAUACAACAUAAGACCUAAAAAAACAAAAGUUUGAGUAAGAAAUCUGUAUCUCCCGGCUCUAGUUGAACAAAUCUUACGCAAUGGUAAAUCUUCUCGCGUGGCUUUCAGAGUUGUGGGUGUGUCAGAAAUAUUUAUGCUAUUUUCACAGCGGGAAUCAUGAGCGCAAUAGCUGGCGGUGGCGUGAAAGGGGCCCGGGUUUGGAUGAAUGAAUGAAUAAAUAAGUUCUAGGUGUGACAAGGGCUUGACCACUCACUGGCCAAUCAGUGUUCUCCAUGGCUUAAUACCUGCGUGAGUUUGUCACAAGUUGUGUAGGCUAUUGACGGUCGUUAUCAACUCUAAUUCGGCUGGAGGGCACGGAAUAUUCCCGUCCUGGUCCAUUGUGGAUUGAUACCGUACAUUAAAUAGCAUACAGCAACGAAUAAUAGCAACAUUAGAAUGCAUCCGGUGUUGCUAAAUAUGUUUGCCGUGUUUGCAGUCCAAAUUGUUCUAGUUGGCUUCAACACGAAGGCCUAAAUGUCUACGCAUCAGUAAAGACAAUGUGUUUUAUAUAGAAAUGUGAAGUGCAGAUUUGGACUCACGGGUGUGUGGUUUGCUUGAAUGAUAUCAAAGCGGUAUUCAUUAUAAUUCUCAAUUUCUUAGCUUUUCAGACCACGCUCAUAGACAUCCAAGGGAUCUCAUAAGAGUGCUCUUAGAACUUUUGUGUGUCAGCAAUGAGUCAUUUAAAGUUGUAUCACUUAACACAUCUACACAUCUCUACCCUAACAGGAGUUUUCAACACCACAAGUAGUAACCUAUCUAGUCAGAACUCCAGCAACGGCCGAGAAGUCAUCAGCUUGCGACCCAACAAACAGAGGACAAAGAAAAGCAAAAACCCCUUUGGUAGCUGCAGCCUUCUUUAGAAUUAAUCCAUUCCCUACAAUACUGUAUGUUUUGACUGCCAUGUGUGAGUGUAAGCGUCUCGAUUGAUGAUAGGCUGUGUAUUAUGGGGGUACAUUCUUUCACUGACCAAAGUCUGCAUAGGAUAUGGUAUUAUAUAUACAUUUGAGCAUAACCUACAGGUGUAGGUCUUAAUUUGAUCACUCUUUUGUUGCUGAGAAGUGCCCUGCAAAUGAGCUUCAUGAUGGACUUAAAUUCACAAAAAAUCUGCACUUAUAAGACAGUUAUAUUAACAGUAUUGCACUUCAUGUAGCCUAAUUUUGGCCAGCUAAUAGUCUAACCACCGAUCAAGCAACACAAAAAGUUCAAAUCCUGUUGCUGCAGGAUUAUAUUUGCUCCGACAAUACUGGUCAAAUUAAGAUCAAACAUCUGUAGAUCUAAUAUGCACCUGAGUAUUGUGACUACCAUGCCUUUUGAGCAUCUUUACAGAUCAAGUGCAGCCUUCGUUUCUCAUGGAUAGAUGUAUGAAAUAUAAAGCGCAAGUAUGGCAAGAGUAAUAAUAGUGGUUCUGGUGGCUGUAAUGGGUACUACAACCCAACACAGAUGCUAUGUUGUAGCAUGAAUGGAAUGCUUGAAGCAGAUCUUUUGGGAAAUUGUAGUUGGGCGUGGCAGGGUUUCCCCAUUUACACCCUUCAACAUGGUGUAGGGGAGGGUUACAUUCUAGUUCACUAACAAGGCGUAUUUGUACGUUCAUAUUAUGUGAUUUUUAUAGAUGACCAUUUGUGCAUUUGACUGUUCAUCUGUGCAAAAUGUUUGUAUUGUAAGACAUAUACAGAUUACUUUGUACCAUAUUUGUUCUAAAUUAUUAAUGGAAUAUGGUUCAAUAUACUGAGUGUACAAAACAUUAGGAACAUCUUCCUAAUAUUGAGUU
Molecule: messenger RNA, 8005 nt
Organism: Coregonus sp. 'balchen'
Lineage: Eukaryota; Metazoa; Chordata; Actinopteri; Salmoniformes; Salmonidae
Source: the annotation of a GenBank genome assembly